Molecule: messenger RNA, 705 nt
Organism: Aureobasidium vineae
Lineage: Eukaryota; Fungi; Ascomycota; Dothideomycetes; Dothideales; Saccotheciaceae
Source: the annotation of a GenBank genome assembly
AUGGUCAAACCAACACAGCUUAUGUGGGCGAUCUUCACGAACGCCGUCGCCGUCGCAGAACCUAGCAAUCCACACAACCGCUUUGGCAAUGGGCAACAUCUUCGUUCAUUCUCUUCCUACAUCGUCGAGGCCGAAACGACUGUGUGCCCUGGAAAGGUACCGGAAGGCCAAGAAGCUGGCGCGCUCAUAUACGCCGGGUUGCAAGACGUCGAUCAGCCAGUGGUUGUCCAAGCAGGUGCUCACAACGACGGUCAAGGAUGCGGUGGUAACCAUGGACAGUGGUGUGCCCUCACAGGCGCCAACUGGGGAUUUUUGUUGGAUGAAAAGCAGCAAGCAACCAGUGGUUUCCGCAUGACACCUGGUCCGNNGUCAUCAAGAUGCAACAAGUAUGAUGACGAAAAGGACCAGCUCAACUUGACCGUCUCCUCAGAAGACAAACCGAAUGUAUCGGUGCUUCCAACUCUGUCGCUCCAAACCGGAAGGCCCACCAUCUGGCAGAUNGAGGAAACAGCCUUGAUAGACUUCAAAGGCGAGGUGUAUGAGCACUCUUUCGUCAACACAACUGUUGUCCUGGCCGCUCCUGAUUCCGAAUUUACGAAGGGUCCUCCGCGAGAUCAAGGCGUGUCUGGUGAAUGGUUCACAUCCGACGAUAAGACGUUCACAACUCCCAAGCUCACCGUCGCCAAGUUCGACUACCAUGAGUAG